CAAAUGAGCGGUGGGAGAAGUGAAGGAAUAUAACGAGCCGAUCGUUCUUCCCGAGCUUCAUUCCAUAAUCAAAAGCCGUGCCUUACACGUCAAAUUGAAAAAGGAGUCCGUCAUUUUGAAUUUUCAUUAAUCAAUAAAACACACGCAUCGACGAUCACAAUGCUUCACUUUUUUACCAUCCUGGCUGCAGCCGUUGUAGCAGUUCAUGGAUUUUCCGGUGGCGCGCCCGCUUCAGUUUGUAAAUCGCUCCUGCCGGGACAUCCGGCGGAGCCUCAAGCAACUCCGUCUCCGUUCAGGAUCGUCGUAAACAAGAGCACGGUCAAGCCUGGCCAAGAAGUUAUGGUCAUUAUGGAAAGCACCAAUGAUAAGAGAUUCAAAGGAUUCUUGUUGCAAGCACGAAUCAACGACGAGAUUGUUGGACAUUUUGACGUGAGCGACGUUGACAAGAAUAUACAAACACUGGAUUGUUUGGGAGGAUCUAAGAAUGCCAUCACACAUCGUAACAGCGACGACAAGAAAGCCAUUGUCGCGAAGUGGAUCGCUCCCGAGAAUGUAAAAGGUACCGUUAAAUUUGUCGGAACCUUCGUGGAGACUGGCCUUGUCUUCUGGGUCGGUGAAACAUCCGAGGAAGUGUCGCUGGAACAUUGAAAAAAAAUAUUUUGAAAAAAAAAAUAAUGUAGCAUUUUCGUCACGAGGUAUAAGUAAUGACGUCGAUCUUAUGGCUAUAAGGCUAGGAAAGAUCGAAAAGAUAUUUUUUUUUCAUACAGAUUCACUAAAAAAUACGGAUAAAGAAUUAACUUAUGUAGUUGUAUAGUGAUUUUCACGAGUAUUCCAGGUAACGUUGUGCAUUGCAUUUUUUUAUUUUGAAAUUAAUCACGAAUUGUUAAACUAUAUGGAGAAGCGAUGCGAUUAAGAUUUAAUUAUCUCGUGAGACAAAAGGAAGGAGCGAGAAAUAAACAACAACAGCAAAACGUAACGAUCCACACGAAGCUAGUCACGAAGAGGAGCUGACGCGUGUGGCGUAUAUUUUGAUUUUUAAGAUGAAAUAAAAUAUGUGGGCACAUGGUAAAUCGACCAAAUAAAACACUUGUUUUUUCGAAUUGA
This is a messenger RNA of Cephus cinctus (wheat stem sawfly), 1104 nucleotides long. RefSeq names its product putative defense protein Hdd11 (gene l(2)34Fc). Gene Ontology annotation, molecular function: oxidoreductase activity, acting on metal ions. Bases 160 to 648 code for a protein of 162 amino acids. The transcript is spliced from 4 exons. NCBI's taxonomy places the organism in Eukaryota, Metazoa, Arthropoda, Insecta, Hymenoptera, Cephidae. The record is from RefSeq and is a predicted model, not a curated record.